This is a messenger RNA of Benincasa hispida (wax gourd), 1406 nucleotides long. Lineage: Eukaryota; Viridiplantae; Streptophyta; Magnoliopsida; Cucurbitales; Cucurbitaceae. The record is from RefSeq and is a predicted model, not a curated record.
UCACUAUUAAUGGUGGACACCUUACGAGGGCUGUCCCCAAUCAAACCAGCACGCGCUACCUCUCUUCAUCUCUCUGCGAACUAAACCUCCAAAACCUCUCCCAUGGCGACCGCCGGCGAUCUCUCCGCCUUACUCAAAAUCUCUCUCUCAGUCCUCGCCUCUUUACUCUACUCCUAUUUCAUAUCCUCAAAGCUCCCAAAAGGCCUCCCAAGGCUCCUCUCUCUCCUCCCAAUCCUCUACCUGUUCACUCUCCUCCCUCUCCUCGUCUCCUCCAUUUUAUUCGCUGGCAUCGUCGCCUCCUUCAUCACUUGGCUCGCUUCCUUCAAACUCCUCCUCUUCUCCUUCGAUUUAGGCCCUUUAGUUUCAGAACCACCAUUUUCAUUUCCUCUGUUCGCCUCACUCGUUUGUUUCCCAGUCAGAAUGAAGCAAAAUCAGCCAAACCCAGUUCCUGAAAAUCCUCCAAAACCUAUUGAUUCUCCUAAAUUACCUCUCAAUCUGCCGACGAAAGUGCUUUUAUUCGCCAUCUUGACCGUCGCCGACGAAGCUCUGCCCCGUUAUUUGAAGCUCUGUUACCAUUGUGCGGCUCUGUAUUUUUUCAUCGACGUUGUUGUGGGUUUUUUCAAUACGAUUGUGAGAUGGAGUUUUGGAAUUGAGCUCGAAGAGCCGUCCAACGAGCCGUAUUUAGCUACCUCGCUUCAGGAUUUUUGGGGGAGGAGGUGGAAUAUAUUGGUUUCAAAUAUUUUGAAAUUGACUGUUUUUUUGCCAGUUAGGUCCGCCAUGAUCAGUAGGACGGGGCGGCGGCGGUCGGCGGCUGUAGCGGUGUUUGCGGUGUUUGUAGUGUCGGGAUUGAUGCACGAGCUGUUGUUUUAUUAUGUCAACCGAGUGGCUCCGAGUUGGGAGGUUACUGCGUUUUUUGUGCUUCAAGGGAUUUGUGUGUUGGUGGAAUUUCAGUUGAAGACGGCAGUGGGGGACAAGUUCCGGCUACAUUGGGCGGUUUCUUUGCCGUUUACGUUGGGGUUUACGGUAACCACCGCCUCGUGGCUGUUCUUUCCGCCGGUAUUGAGGAAUGGGACGGUGGUCGGACUUAUUCGGGAAUGCAGGGCGGGGCUGGAGUUGGCGAUUGUUCCGGUCAUGUCCGUCUUUAGAAGACCGUCUUAAGAGGUAGCACGAGAGUAUCCAAUGGCCGUAUUGAGAUUGAUAAGUGCCACCAAUCUAUUGCAUGUUACUUAAUAGUUUGUUUGUCUUUGAAACUGAAACUUUAUGAUGAUUUAUAGACUGAAACUUUAAUGCACUCUUGUUGUUGAUUUAUAAUUGCAAUGUGGUUGUUGAUAAGAACAUUAAUGAAACAUGCGUGAUUUGACACAGUUGAUGGUGGAGUUAGAGUGUGAAGCAAGUUGUUUGAUUUU